AGACACCCUGCUUCCCAGAUGGAGAAAUGUACAUUGCAGAACAAGCUCUCUGCAGCUAACUUUCUAUUUCAGCCAAGUAGGAGGAGCAUUCAUUUCAGCAGCUGGCACCCAUCUCCUCUCUCCCAGCACAUUCUUUGCCCACAGGGAAGGCGACUUUCCCAAUCAGAGGACUCAGUGGGGCUGCUUCUCUCCCCAUCCAGGAGCCCACCCUGUGCUCAUGGAGCUAAGAUGAGCCAGAAGGCGAGAUUGCCAUGGAAGAGAGCCCCACCACGGUGAAACUGGAUCGCAGUGGAAACCAGAUUUCACCAUCUCGAGGAAGAAGGUGUAUCCCCAAGGCAUUUGGCUAUGUCACCGGUGACAUGAAGGAAUUUGCUGACUGGCUUAAAGACAAGCCUGUGGUGCUCCAGUUCAUCAACUGGGUUCUCCGGGGCAUAUCCCAAGUGGUGUUCAUCAGCAACCCCAUCAGCGGAAUCCUGAUCGUGGUGGGACUUCUGGUCCAGAACCCCUGGUGGGCUCUCACAGGCUGCUUGGGAGCAGUAGUCUCUACUCUGACGGCCCUCUUGCUCAGCCAGGACAGGUCUGCCAUCGCAGCGGGACUCCAAGGCUACAAUGCUACCCUGGUGGGAAUACUCAUGGCUGUCUUUUCAGACAAGGGAAACUAUUUCUGGUGGCUGUUACUGCCCAUAUCUGUUGUAUCCAUGACUUGCCCAAUCUUCUCAAGUGCAUUGAACUCCGUGUUCAGCAAAUGGGACCUGCCUGUCUUCACCUUCCCUUUCAACAUGGCCUUGUCCAUGUACCUUUCAGCCACGGGACAUUACAAUCCAUUCUUUCCAAGCUCAUUGAUCACACCUGUAACCUCGGUUCCCGAAGUCACCUGGUCUAACCUCAGUGCCCUGGAGUUAUUUAAAGCUCUGCCAGCUGGCGUUGGUCAGAUAUAUGGCUGUGAUAACCCAUGGACUGGGGGCAUCUUCCUGUGCGCCAUCCUCCUCUCCUCUCCCCUCAUGUGCAUACAUGCGACAAUUGGAUCUCUGCUGGGCAUAGUAGCUGGACUCAGUCUUGCAGCUCCAUUUGGAGACAUCUAUUUUGGACUCUGGGGUUUCAACAGCUCUCUGGCCUGCAUUGCAAUCGGAGGAAUGUUCUUGGCACUCACCUGGCAAACCCACCUCUUGGCUCUUGCCUGCGCCCUAUUCACUGCAUACCUUGGAGGAAGCCUGACACACCUAAUGGCUAGGGUUGGAUUGCCAGCUUGUACAUGGCCCUUCUGUUUGAGCACACUACUGUUCCUCCUGCUGACCACCAACAACUACAACAUCUACAAGAUGCCCCUCAGCAAAGUCACUUAUUCUGAAGAAAACCGCCUCUUUUAUCAGCAAACCAGGAGAAGAAUAGUGGAAAGCCCAUUGUGAGAGCAGCCACUAUCCAUGACCAACAUCAUGAGUCAUUUCCACCUGACUCCUGCUCCAUUCAACCUCCAAAUCCAAGAGGACUGCUGUCUUUGUUGCUAACCCAUGGGUGAUCUGUUCUUCUGUUCAUUCUGAAUUGAUUGUUUUGACUCCAGGAAUACUCUCAAACUCAUGAGAACCACAUCCAGGUGGUGUGCUCUGAUGUGGAAUUUUAAAACCCUAUAGGGGUUGGCACUAAGACUGCAACGUAUUUAUAAAAUCAAAACACUCCAACAGAAAGAGGAAGCAAAGCAGGCACUAUUAUCGAUAUUUAUUGAUAAUGUGGUGUUUUAUUGGCUGGAUGAUGUUAACAGCAUUACAAAGCAAGCUCUGUGAAAACAAUGCAGUGUAGCAAUCUCACAGAAGCAGAUUGUUCUCUUCCGAUCAAUGCAAGUUACAUAUUAAAACUGUGGUGGGAGCUGCAGAGGCAGCCUGGACAGGCACCGACUCCCCAGAUCCCCAGCCAUAUGGACUCCCCCACUAUUACAGGUGAGGGAACAGGUCUUUGGUUGUGUUUUGUUUUGUUUUU
This is a messenger RNA of Ochotona princeps (American pika), 1971 nucleotides long. It is a transcript of the gene SLC14A1, whose product is annotated as solute carrier family 14 member 1 (Kidd blood group). Lineage: Eukaryota; Metazoa; Chordata; Mammalia; Lagomorpha; Ochotonidae. Gene Ontology annotation, cellular component: membrane. The coding region runs from base 252 to 1406 and encodes 384 amino acids. Gene Ontology annotation, biological process: urea transmembrane transport. Gene Ontology annotation, molecular function: urea transmembrane transporter activity. The record is from RefSeq and is a predicted model, not a curated record. The transcript has 9 exons.